Sinocyclocheilus rhinocerous is the source of this 900-nucleotide messenger RNA. RefSeq lists its product as uncharacterized. Bases 43 to 900 code for a protein of 285 amino acids. NCBI's taxonomy places the organism in Eukaryota, Metazoa, Chordata, Actinopteri, Cypriniformes, Cyprinidae. The record is from RefSeq and is a predicted model, not a curated record. The transcript has 4 exons.
AAAGAUUUGCAAGUGCCAAAUACACUUACAAAUCGCCAGAAAAUGAUUCGGUCAUGCCUGCUUCAAUUCAAGGAUGGCGAAUUGCCUCCAUGCCAUAAAGAAGAGCCUGAAUGUCCAUCUUUCAGUCUGGAUGUGCCGGACACAAAGGCUGACAGUGAUGUAGUCUCUAGUCCUGUAACAGAUAACUUGGAAUCAAAUUGUGCUUCCAUUUCUGACAAGGAUAUAGGCCAAAAUAAAUCACCAUACAUCUCUACACAGAGCAGUGAGGAAGAAAUUAAAUUCUUCACAUGUUCUUUGCCACGUCAGCCAUGUUUCUUUUUCAUUGAACGCAAAGACUGGCAAGAGCUAAGACAACACCAGGAAGGCAGACUUUUUCAAGGACUCCAAUGGACAAAUGUAAUUGCCAAGGGCAUCAAAUCCAUUCAUCCAUACUGCAGCUUUGCUUUUAAGCGACACAGAGUGAAAACCCUGGGGUCACAGACACAGGGUCCAAUUUUUACAUGUAAGGGGUACUGUCGUUUUGAAGACUGCCCAGUGGAAGUACAUGCUGAAGUUGCUGAUGAGAGCUCCCUAAAAGCAGCAGUGGUUUUCUCUGGAGGUGAUGUAUGCCAUAACAGCAAAGAACUGCAAAGAAGGCCAGUGCGUGCAGCCGCACGACAGGCAACUGCAGAACUCUUGGAAACAAAAUUACCGCAGAGUUUGUAUUCGGAGUCCAUGCAAAAGAUUACACCAAUGGUCAUCGAUUCAGGGUGCAGGGAUGAUGCCCCAACUAAAAACGUGCUAAAAAACAUUUCAUGGAGUGAAAGAAAAAAAAACAGACUUCAUUCUGAUGAGCUUCCAAGUUUAAAAGAACUGAUUGACCAACAGCGUGGCACAACAAUGAUGUCCUGCAGAAGGUAA